Molecule: messenger RNA, 2040 nt
Organism: Chlamydomonas reinhardtii
Lineage: Eukaryota; Viridiplantae; Chlorophyta; Chlorophyceae; Chlamydomonadales; Chlamydomonadaceae
Exons: 11
Coding region: 80-1345 (421 amino acids)
Source: RefSeq, a predicted model, not a curated record
CGGAACUGGUGCCUCCCAACCGGUGCCCUGUGCGCCUGCAUUUACACCCAAACAUUUCCAUAAACACUCACUAACAAACAUGAAAGGCGUGUUGCAAAAGAUUGGCUCUUUGCGAACAACUGGCCGUGGCCCCAGCGCCGAUGGCGGGGGCGACCCUGGCCAGCAGCGCGGCAGCUCGGUGACCCUUUCUAUCAUUGACCAGCAUGUUGCGCGGCUCAAGCAAGCAGAGGAGGCUCGCAAGGCUCGCGAGGCGCUCCUUACUGGACUCAAACCAUUCGUGCUCGAUAACACCCUGGUCGAGUGCCUCGCUUCCGGCUCCGAGACCCUUGAGGACAAGCUGGAGGCCUUGUCGUGCACGCGCGCGUGCGGCCUGCAGAACGUCGUUCUGGCCGCGUUUGUGAAGGAGCGCACACCAGACCUGCCGUUUCUGCAGGCGCUGCACUCAUCCAAGCUGAUUGACGAGCACUGCUUCGCCUUCAGUGAGCUGUAUGACGCGCACGGGUCUGACCUGCCCGGCCAGGACCUGCCGUUUGGGCUGGCCAAGAUGAUCCAGUACGGCAUCCAAAACGCCAUCCUGGAGGUGGACGUGGCGGCGCCGUACAUCAAUUGGGACAAGUACCACAUUGAGGAUCUGUGUGCGCUGGUGGAGAGCCGCUGCCGCUGGGUGGCCAGCAACCUGUACGCGGGCCGCCCGACACAGCCCGCCAGCUACGUGCACCUGAGAGACUUCUCUGCGGCCAUGCAGUCCGCGCCCGCCCGGCUCCUGACGCUGGUGGAGGCCCUGGCCCGCCUGGACCCGGCGGUGCGGCCCCGCGGCCUGCUCAUCAACCAGCCGGCAGCGGGCCAGUUCCCGUUUGAGGCUGCGCCCUGUGUCGCGGCUGUGCGGGGCGUGAUGGACGCGGCGGGCUGGUCGGAGGGCCUGCUGGCGGUGCACGUGGGCAGUGCGCCCGGGUACGGCCUGGCACACGCCACGGUGCUGGAGUGCCUGGCGGCCGGCUGCGGCGGCGUCAUGGCGGCACUGUGCGAGGAGGCCGACCCCGCCUCCAGCCACGCCUCCUCCAUGCUGGACCUGGUCAACCUGGCGCGACUGGGCAACAAGCACGUGGGUGAGCGCUUCCACAUGGACCGGCUGCGGGCCGCCGCCAAGCAGGUGUCAGCCAUCAUGGCCCGGGCCAAGGCCGCGGCGGCAGCGGCACCCCAGACCGCAGCCGCCGGGGGCAGUGCAGGCACGCAGCGCGGCGCGGCGAUGACGGCCGUGGAGCCUCCGACCGGCUCACCCGCCAAGACGCUGCCACGCGCCAUCCCAGCCGACCAGCGCAAGCUACUCAUCCCUGGACACGCUUGAUGUACGGUGGAGGCAGUCCGGCGGACCUGGCUGUACCAGGGGCAGCGCCCUGCAGGCGAUGUGCGGCUCGUGUGGCGCACACGGGUAAGUGUGUUGUGUGAAGGCGAGGCGGAGGGUGGUCAAGGGGACAGAUGGCACGGCCGGGCUCUACCGGCCGUCGGUAGCUGGUCUGUGUUUCCAAAGUUUGACUCUUAUGUAAGUAUCGCGCUAUGUAAGACAAGGUAACGGUGUUGAACGUCGUAAACUGCUCAGUGUGAAAUGGAUGGUAGGUGUGGAAUUGUGUGGAAUGGACCCUGUACAAGACGUCCGUUUGGCUGGUGCAACGCAGUGGGCCUCAAUGGGCAGUACAUAUCCGGUGCACGAAGGGUUGGGUUGAGCUGUUAUUUGACGUGGAUGUAUACAACAAAGUUUCAGACAAAGUUUACGUUGACUGUUUUGACUCAGGAACGGCAGGCAUUAGCGGGAAACGAGGCAGACCGCCGCGUCAGUCGCAUGCACGGUUGGUUUAGCGUGCUUUGGGCUCAAGAAGGUGACAUUAUGGCAGCUUGUCGUCUGCUAAGGACCAGUGAGGCGCAACGGCGGCGGCAUACGUUUCUAGUAGGGGCAGAGCCGGGCAGAGGAGGAGUGGGGGCCAUGCGUGCACCACUGCGGCAGCGUUGCAGCCGCUAGUAACUAAACUGUAAACUAGCUCACUC